Messenger RNA from Momordica charantia (bitter melon), 1758 nucleotides. RefSeq lists its product as uncharacterized. Gene Ontology annotation, biological process: proteolysis. The record is from RefSeq and is a predicted model, not a curated record. Gene Ontology annotation, molecular function: cysteine-type peptidase activity. NCBI's taxonomy places the organism in Eukaryota, Viridiplantae, Streptophyta, Magnoliopsida, Cucurbitales, Cucurbitaceae.
UAACUAGGUCGCAGGGRAUGCAGGRGAAUGCCGGGGCGAUAAGGGCCAAAUCCGGAUUCCGAAUCCUGGUCCGAAUCCUGGACUUGGGAGCGUUGUCUUUUCGGUUUGCCUGUAAAGAAAUUGUUGUUACAAAUUUGAUUUUGAGAAGUUUACUGAGUUUUAUGAAAUGUAUAACGUUGCUCUAGUUUUACUCGAAUUUUAUGGAAUUUUAAUGAGAAUGAUUAUUACUUCAGUUUUAUGAUGUUUGUUUUAAGAGCUGAAUUUUCAGUUGUUUAUGAAAGGAAGUUGACGACAAUAUUUUCUUAUUAACUUACCACUCACUGAGCUUCUCAGCUCACUGUUUAUGUUUUGUUUUCCCCCCAGGCUGUAACUGAGUAUCUGAGUUUCUGAGUUUCAAGAAGAAUUUAGUUCAGCUUCUGCCACCCCGAGUUAUUCAAGAGUUGCAUAUCUCUUUGUAUGUAGUUUAGUUGGUUUGUAUGAAAUUUUAUCUGCAUCUUGUUGAGAGGAAAAGAAUGUAUAGAAUGGAUGUAAGAAUGGUUGUUUGAUUAAGAUUAAUAUCUUAUUGUGCAUCCAUUCGGAGUUGUUAGUCAAAGUUCAGGUCAAAGGUAAGAAAGAAGUUGACCACUGACUUCGUAGUUAGUCGGGGUCUGUGGUCGGCGCGACUCGUUCUAGGACUAGUAGGUGUUUGGGACGGGUCGUGUCAGUACAUCAUAUACUUCAUUUUGUCAAUAUAUCGAGGUUCUAACUAGUUUACUUUCAGUCACAAUACGUCGAUAGUGCAUCGGCGACGGACGAGGUCGUACCAGACCAAUCACAGCAUGUAGACUCGGACGAAAUACGUCUCAUAUCACAACCAUUGCCACGUCCCAAAAUUCAGUGACCACAUCGGGAAAGGAGAGUACCAUGGAAGUUGCGUGCGUCGGUUGAAGUGAAGGUGGACGAAAAACGACAUAAGGUCAUACAAUACAAUCCAGUUGUGGAUAUUCCAAAAGAGGAGGAUGACAAAUUUCAGGUCUGGCUAGAUGACGAUGACAGACGUUCAACGCGAAAGACCGCAUACUCCAUCAGGAAUAAGGCCUGGUUCCGCAACCUAUUGAGGCCAGGUAACUGGUGCACAACCGAGGUCGUCGAUGAGCUGUUCAUGUUAGUGCGGAAGAAGCUUGAGCAGCGGCCUGACCUGUGUUCUCGGAAGUUCACAACUGGCGAUCUAGUUCUUGCGAACUACUUCAGACGUAAGGAUGGUCUAUAUGCAUGCAUGCAAUCUGAUAGUUCAUUGCCUUCAAAAGUAGCGGCCGAGUACGAUUGGGACGGGAGGGACAAGAGCAUCAUGGGUUAUACUGACGGCACUCAUAUGGACUACCCUUUGAGGUGGAUGGAAGUGGACGUCAUAUAUCUCCCAUUUAACAUCAGGGGCAAGCACUGGGUAAUGGUAUGUAUCGACCUCGAGGAAGGCGAAAUCGUAGUAUGGGACUCCUUGACUUUAAUGACCACGAAUCAUGCUAUGGAGGAUCAUUUGAAGGUAAAUGCGCACCAUCAUCCCAGUAAUGCUCUUCAAAUGUGAUGUUAUGAAAGUCCGACCCAAUCUACCGAUCCAACCAUGGCGGAUUCGACGAGUUACGUCAGCACCACAGCAGAUUGGCGGUGGCGACUGUGGGAUUUUCUGCGUCAAGUAUUUUGAGUACGAUGUAACCGAGUCCGCAUUGGAUACUCUAACACAGUCUAGGAUCGCAUACUUUAGGAGGCAACUUGCUUUUCAAC